This is a messenger RNA of Dovyalis caffra, 3243 nucleotides long. NCBI's taxonomy places the organism in Eukaryota, Viridiplantae, Streptophyta, Magnoliopsida, Malpighiales, Salicaceae. The record is from the annotation of a GenBank genome assembly.
AUGUUGCAGGUACAAAUAGGCACACAUUCAUUUACUUUUGAUCGUGUCUAUGGGAGUAGUGGCACUCCUUCAUCUGCUAUGUUUGAAGAAUGUAUUGCCCCAUUAGUUGAUGGUUUAUUCCAAGGAUAUAACGCGACUGUUCUUGCUUAUGGUCAGACAGGAUCUGGAAAGACGUAUACAAUGGGAACAGGCUUCAAAGAUGGUUGCCAAAUGGGAAUAAUUCCUCAAGUCAUGAAUGUUCUAUUCAGCAAGAUUGAAGCUUUAAAGCAUCAAACCGAAUUCCAACUGCAUGUUUCUUUCAUUGAGAUUCUGAAAGAAGAAGUACGAGAUUUGCUGGAUCCCACCACUUUGAACAAAUCAGAUACUGCAAACGGGCAAACAGGGAAAAUAAAUCUCCCAGGGAAACCACCAAUACAAAUUCGUGAAACAUCAAAUGGUGUUAUAACACUGGCAGGAUCUACAGAAGUUAGUGUUAGUACUUUUAAAGAAAUGGCUGCUUGCCUAGAACAAGGAUCAUUAAGCAGGGCAACAGGAAGCACCAAUAUGAACAAUCAAUCAAGUCGUUCACAUGCCAUCUUCACCAUCACCUUAGAGCAAAUGCGCAAGCUCAAUCCAGUUUUCCCUGGUGAUAGCAAUCCAAAUGAUAGUAUGAAUGAAGAGUAUCUGUGUGCAAAGUUGCAUUUGGUAGAUCUUGCUGGAUCUGAGAGAGCGAAGAGGACUGGUUCUGAUGGCAUGCGUUUUAAGGAAGGAGUUCACAUCAACAAGGGCCUUCUUGCACUUGGCAACGUUAUCAGUGCACUUGGUGAUGAGAAAAAGCGAAAAGAAGGUGUUCAUGUUCCCUAUCGGGACAGUAAAUUGACUCGCCUUCUGCAGGACUCGCUUGGUGGUAACAGCAGAACUGUUAUGAUAGCUUGCAUUAGUCCAGCUGAUAUCAAUGCCGAGGAAACCCUCAACACCCUGAAGUAUGCAAAUCGUGCCCGCAAUAUCCAAAAUAAACCUGUUGUAAACAGAGAUCCGAUGUCCAGUGAGAUGCUAAAGAUGCGCCAACAACUUGAGUAUUUGCAGGCAGAACUUUUUGCCCGUGGAGGAGGGUGUUCAUCAGAUGAAGUUCAGGUUCUUAAGGAAAGGAUUGCUUGGCUUGAAGCUGCCAAUGAGGAUCUUUGCCGUGAACUUCAUGAAUACCGCAGCAGAUGCACUGCUGUGGAGCAACGUGAAACAGAUGCUCAAGAUGGCAGUAUCUGUUCUGUGAAAGUUGAUGGACUCAAAAGGAGCUUGCAUAGCAUAGAGUCACCAGAUUAUCAAAUGGCUGAAACUAUUUCUGGCGACUCCAGGGAAAUUGAUGAAGAAGUAGCGAAAGAGUGGGAGCACACACUUUUGCAGAAUACUAUGGACAAAGAAUUGUAUGAAUUGAACAGACGCUUGGAGGAAAAAGAGAGAAAUUCUAAAUGUUUGUUGCUUAUAUUUACUGGAACUUGUAAAACUGGGGGACAUCAUGUAAGAGAUGAAACUUUUGGAGGAGUUGACACUGCAGCUCUCAAGCAACACUUUGGCAAGAAAAUCAUGGAAGUGGAGGAUGAAAAAAGAACGGUGCAGCAAGAGAGGGACCGUCUGCUGGCUGAAAUUGAAAAUCUUUCUGCUAGUUCUGAUGGGCAAAAAUUGCAAGACAUCCAUGCCCAGAAAUUAAAAACUCUUGAGGCACAGAUUCUGGAUCUUAAGAAGAAACAAGAGAACCAAGUUCAGCUUUUAAAGCAAAAACAAAAAAGUGAUGAAGCAGCAAAGCGAUUACAGGAUGAAAUUCAAUCUAUAAAGGCACAAAAGGUACAGUUGCAACAUAGGAUCAAACAAGAGGCAGAGCAAUUCAGACAGUGGAAGGCCUCUCGAGAAAAGGAACUACUGCAGUUACGGAAGGAAGGGAGAAGAAAUGAAUAUGAAAGGCAUAAGCUACAAACUAUAAACCAACGCCAGAAAAUGGUUCUGCAAAGAAAGACAGAAGAGGCUGCAAUGGCCACCAAAAGGUUAAAAGAGCUGCUUGAAGCUCGAAAAUCUCCUGCACGAGAUAACUCAGCUAUUUCCAAUGGAAAUGGGGCAAAUGGUCAGAGUAAUGAGAAAUCCUUACAACGUUGGCUUGAUCAUGAGCUAGAGGUCAUGGUAAAUGUCCAUGAAGUUCGUUUUGAAUAUGAGAAGCAAAGCCAAGUGCGAGCUGCACUGGCAGAUGAGUUGGCUGUGUUGAAGCAAGUAGAUGAGUUUGCUUCAAAAGGAUUAAGUCCUCCACGAGGAAAGAAUGGAUUUGCAAGGGCUUCUUCGAUGUCACCAAAUGCGAGAAUGGCCAGAAUAUCAUCACUCGAAAACAUGUUGAGCAUAUCGUCUAAUUCACUUGUUGCUAUGGCUUCACAACUUUCAGAAGCAGAAGAGAGAGAGCGUGCAUUUACAAACCGUGGACGUUGGAAUCAACUUCGUUCAAUGGGAGAUGCAAAGAAUUUGCUUCAGUAUAUGUUUAAUUCUCUGGGAGAUGCAAGGUGUCAACUGUGGGAGAAGGAAAUGGAAAUAAAAGAAAUGAAAGAACAAUUCAAAGAACUUGUAGGUCUAUUGCGACAAAGUGAAGCUCAGAGGAAAGAAGUUGAAAAGGAGCUAAAAUUGAGAGAGCAAGCACUUGCGGUUGCUUUGGCUACAGCAGCCUCAGGUGACCAAGAACAGAGGAACUCCCACAAUUCACUGAAGCACUUCAAUGAUGACAUGAGUGGUCCACUGUCUCCAGUGUCUGUGCCAGCACAGAAACAGCUAAAAUAUACGCCAGGAAUUGCUAAUGGUUCUGUCAGAGAGUCAGCAGCAUUCAUAGAUCAGACUAGAAAGAUGGUGCCACUUGGGCAGUUGUCAAUGAGAAAAUUAGCAGUUGUGGGACAAGGUGGGAAGUUAUGGAGGUGGAAGAGAAGUCAUCACCAAUGGCUUUUACAAUUCAAAUGGAAGUGGCAGAAACCAUGGAGACUGUCGGAAUUGAUCAGGCACAGUGAUGAAACGGUUAUAAGGGCAAAGCCUCGUCCACAGGCUCUGCCACGUAAAAAUGCUUCUGAACAGGCUAUUGCAAAACCAUGCCUGCCAAGAAUUCUUGCUCAAAACAUCUUUUUACAUGUGGUAACUACAUUAAUGGAAAUUUCUUGUUGGGAAACACCAGCUGAUAGAAAUUAUAAGAUGUGCCUUGUUGGUCAAAUUAGUUCCUGGGAAUAUGACUGGAUAGCUUUAGGGUAG